Molecule: messenger RNA, 687 nt
Organism: Peronospora matthiolae
Lineage: Eukaryota; Oomycota; Peronosporomycetes; Peronosporales; Peronosporaceae
Source: the annotation of a GenBank genome assembly
AUGGUACACCUUGUGGCUGUACCAGAGACAAUCACGGCAAGUGGCUGUGCUUGUGUCUUUAUUGACACCAUCUUCCGACUUCAUGGGUUGCCCCGUGAACUCGUAUCAGACAGAGAUCCACGAUUCACUGCUGAUUUCUGGCGUUCCGUGUUCAAAUCACUCGGAACGCGCUUGAAGAUGUCGACAUCUGAUCAUCCAGAGUCAGAUGGUCAGACGGAACGUGCCAAUCGUGUCCUAGAAGAGAUACUUCGAGGAUACGUACACUCCUUUAAGAUGUGGAGUGAGUUUUUGCCAAUGGUAGAGUUUGCCAUUAACAACUCGGUGCAUGCGUCCACGACACAUACACCGUUUUACGUGAAUGGCUUGCGCCAUCCGCGUGUACCCACCUUACUAGAGUGUAACUCUGAUUUAAGGGGGGGAGGGACUCGCGCGAGCAAAAACCGAUUUGGUUCACGCUCAUCACGCUCUGACGAAGAAGUCAUUGCGUUUGAUGCCGAUAUCGAUAACAUCUAUAUCGAAGAAGAUGAUGCCAGUGAGAGUGCGGAAGCCCUCACUGAAGAAAAGGUUGUUGUCGCUGCAGUGCGCUCACAGCACACUGAAGCUAACGAGUCAUCAGAUGAGUUCAUACUGGCUCGUGAAACGGUAGUCCGUUUUUGUGCAAGACUCCAUCGCCGAAGCGGUGGAUAA